AUGACAGCAGUCUUUUGGCAUAUCGUUUCCCCCGACCAUCCCACCGCAUCACUGGUCCUCCCACCUAAGCUGUUCUACGUCCGGCACGGCCAUUCACAAGCCUACGCAACCGCCGAUGGCGGAUUCGUUUCCCGUGCACCAGAUCGCGACAUCAGCGAUGAAGAAGAGCUCAAGAAGAACGCCACGAUGCACUUUGACUGGACCAACUGGGGCUGGGAAUCCUGUUUCAUCUCGGCCUUUUCCGAUCAAGGCCACGCAGAAAAAUGGGGCCGCAGAGCCUGUUUUGGGGCUCCCGUCACGGUUUACGCAUUGGACACGCAAAGACUGCCGCCGGGGACUUUGGUGCUGAAUGCCUUUAUGCUGUGCAUUUCUCUCGGUAUCAGUAACGCGUACAAUGAAAACAGCAAGGAUGAGUUUCUCUUCUACAAGGGCAUACCGGGCAGUUGUGUGGAGAGCAGCUGGGACCCGUGGGGGUAUUGUCCCCCUCAGAUUGGGUCUCAUCCCCCAAUGCGUAGAGGCUUCUUAAGCUCCUGGGUCGACAUUGUAAAAGAAGCCGAAAUAGCACAAACCAUAUACCAAGUCCAGACCAGCAGCACUUCCUGGACCACAAACAGCAGUUUUUCGGCUAGUCCUGCCGCCGCCACCGCCGCCACUGCUGCGCGUCAAACUCUAGAUGGGCUUAUGAGGGAAGAGGGAAGAUUGCGGCAGGAACUGGAGGAAUUAGAGGAGCGCCAACAAGAGUCCAUUGUUGAACUCAACAACCUCAACAACGACGCCGACGCCGACGCUGACGCAGUCUACGACCCAAACGCGGUAGAUGUAGACGACGUGUGCGACCUAGCCGGCCAAAUGGAGAAGGUAUUGAACCUCAGCGGCAGCGGCACAAACAGGGUCGAUGUCAAAACCCAGUCCCCUGAAUCCAACACUUCCGACACCAUCGACGACGCGGACGUGAACAACCCAACCGGGGCGGACGGGCAGAUGAAGGUGUUGGACGCCGAAACCAACCUUGACGCCCAGAGCCGCACAAUACCGGAGGUGAACACCGCGGAAAACACCGUCACGACUAUGACCGAGGCCACAAUUAUGGUCGACAGUGCUCCUGCUGGUGCUGCUACUGGACCUUGA
Messenger RNA from Neurospora hispaniola, 1128 nucleotides. RefSeq lists its product as uncharacterized. NCBI's taxonomy places the organism in Eukaryota, Fungi, Ascomycota, Sordariomycetes, Sordariales, Sordariaceae. The transcript has 3 exons. The coding region runs from base 1 to 1128 and encodes 375 amino acids. The record is from RefSeq and is a predicted model, not a curated record.